AAAUGUGGGCCAUCGCCACAACCCGUCCUUUGCUUUCACUAAAUAAAGCGAUUGAACUAGGUGCCAUUGGCGUUUUACAGAAUCACUGGAGUGCGGAGCGAGUGUAGAGAGAUAAAUAGAGAGUAGAGAGAGAGAGAGGAACAAUGGCGGCUGUGGCUCCCUUCGAAGUGUGCGUGAAGGCCGCAGCUGGAGCACCCGAUUUGCUUGGUGACUGUCCAUUUAGCCAGAAGAUGCUUCUCACCCUAGAGGAAAAGCACCUCCCAUACGCCAUGAAAAUGGUCAACCUCAGUGAUAAACCCAAAUGGUUUUUGGAGAUCAGUCCAGAGGGAAAGGUUCCACUGUUCAAAUCAGAUGAGACAUGGGUCAGUGAUUCCGAUUGUAUUACGCAGUUGCUCGAGGAGAAGUACCCUGAUCCUUCAUUGGCCACUCCACCUGAAUAUGCAUCUGUAGGAUCAAAGAUUUUCCCUUCAUUUGUCAAGUUUCUGAAAAGCAAGGAUCCUAGCGAUAGCUCAGAGCAGGCACUUUUGGAUGAGUUGCGUGCAUUGGACGAUCAUCUUAAAGCACAUGGCCCAUACAUUAAUGUUGAAAAAAUUUGUGCUGCUGAUUUGAGUUUGGCACCUAAGCUUUACCACUUGGAGAUUGCUCUAGGCCACUUAAAAAAUUGGACUAUUCCAGAAGAUCUUACUCACGUUCAUAACUACAUGAAGUUGCUCUUCUCUCGGGAUUCAUUCGCCAAGACCAAGCCCACAAAGGAGCAUGUGAUCGCAGGAUGGCUGCCUAAGGUUAACCCAUGAAGGUCUUGUAGCUGAAUAUGUGGAUGGGGAUAUGUUGCCUGAAAAUCUAGUGAGUCGGUGCAUUUCCUCUAAUCUAAACUAUUAAUAAAAGUUCAGUCAUGUAAAGAAAGUUAUUAGUAUUGAUGCUAUUGUGGCUAGUUAUUUAUCCAUGGAUGUGUGCUUCUUGUUCGUAUACAUCACCAUGUGCUGUAUGAUGGAUUAAGAUUAGUUGGUAAUUGGGUAGGUGCUUCUGAGAUACUUUUACGAAAAUUUGAUGUCCUGUUGUUGCCUAGCUUGGUUGAUGCGUAAGAUUUUAAGGUGUUAAAAAUUGGUAGUUUGUUGAA
Messenger RNA from Amborella trichopoda, 1117 nucleotides. Its product is annotated as putative glutathione S-transferase DHAR1, cytosolic. Gene Ontology annotation, biological process: cellular oxidant detoxification; ascorbate glutathione cycle; protein glutathionylation. NCBI's taxonomy places the organism in Eukaryota, Viridiplantae, Streptophyta, Magnoliopsida, Amborellales, Amborellaceae. Gene Ontology annotation, molecular function: glutathione dehydrogenase (ascorbate) activity. The record is from RefSeq and is a predicted model, not a curated record.